Amoebophrya sp. A25 is the source of this 4094-nucleotide messenger RNA. Lineage: Eukaryota; Dinophyceae; Syndiniales; Amoebophryaceae. The record is from the annotation of a GenBank genome assembly.
CUACGUACCAACAUGCCUGUCAUUGACGUGAUCAUCAACUUUCACAGUGAAACAGCGAGUCUGUGAGCUACGGCGUCCCUCUGGUAAACCCUCUGUUGUCCACCCCUAUUUUCUACCCACUAAUUUCCCACUUUCUCCAUUGAAUGAAUGAGAACACCACACGUCUUGUUAUGGCUUAUUUUAAGUACUUUACCAACUAAGUCAACCUACUAGUACUAUAUGAAUUCGGGCCAGACUUUGUCCAUCCUAUGAAUCCCUAUUGUCUGGACAACAUAAUUCAUUCUGUAUUCGGAACAUGGAUGUGGAUGUCGCAACCUUAUCUCAAGAUAAACAAAAUCAUGUCAUAUCUCGAACGUUGUGCUGAUCGUCUUUGCCUGGCUGGUUUUUGUUAUUGUUCGUCGUCUGAUUUAUAACGACGAAGACAAAGAAGAUGCAGCAGCCAAACUCGAUGGUGCAGGGUCGUGCUGUGCCCGCAGGUGCUAUGAUGCCUCAGCAGCAGAUGGUACCGGGUACUAUGAUGGCAAUGCAGCAGCAAAUGCCACCGGGUACUAUGAUGGCACAGCCUGCAAUGAUGCAGCAGCAGAAUCUGAUACAACAGCAGCAGAACAUCAUCCAGCAACAGCAGAACAUGAUUCAACAGCAGAAUGCUAUACAGCAGCAACAGCAACAGCAUAUGAUGGCAGGUAUGGUAGGGGGACACGCGCAACAAGCGCAGGGGCACAUGCCUCAACAACAGCCUCAACAAGAACAAGUACAACAGGUUCCUAAUCCUAUGCCCAACAACAUGCAUCCACAAGCACAGAGACCAAGGCAAGGCUCCUCAGCAUCUCAGCAAGAUGCGUCGGCCGCUCUUUCGCAGACCUUGUACAGGUCAGGCGAAGACUUGGGUACUACUGUCCCAGGCUUUUUACAACGUAUUUUACUAGAUGAAGUGCGAGUGCACACAAAUAGAUCAGUCGUAACCGUCGCGGCGAGUGCUGCGGAUCAUGAGCAAGAGCAAGUAAGACUCUGGGACGCAUUCAAGGAGAUGCUCAUAAAGAUCCGCGCGACGUCAGCCUACGUUUAUACCCUUGUCUACGCCAACCGAGGUUUCUGCGUGCCGGCCGCAGGACUAUACUUUGCCAUUGUGCUGAGGUACUCAGUACUCCCAUUUUUUUCAUGUUUUUAGGGCUUUUUUUAAGUUGUAGAUGGAGGUACUGGUGCUAGGGAUAGGUAGUUUUCAUUUUGCGGUCCAACAUCCAUUGAUGCGUUUCACCAAUACGACCAAAUCUAAAGGUGUGCUCUCUCAGUCGAACUGUUGGAUGACGGGUCCACGUGGAGAGAGCUUAACGCAACGUGUAACGAUUGGGGUGAGAAUGGUUCCGACUACGUACCAGAAAUGUUGGCUACUAUCUUGCCCAUUUUCUUCGUGGUCUUCUACGUAAAUGCGGCGAUUAAGAGGUAUUGACUCCUUUGUAGAUAUUGAGCAGAAGCCGCGAGGGAAAUCCACUCGGCAGAUUGCCGAGUGGAUUCGCAUCGUCACCGAAAAGGAUCCACAAAGUGACACGUCGCAUCUAUAAUUGUUCAUCUUCAAAGUAGUUGUGACCCGACAUCAGAUAAACAACUACCACCUCCGCUACGCACCACCUCAAAAGCCCAGUACAAUGCGCCCUCGUAGACAUCAACGACCAACCUUUAAAACUUCCAGGUAUUACGCAAUGUACGAUGCAUGUCGAAAUAUGAGCGACAUCACGGAUCAGGCCAUAGGAAUAGCGUUGGUGGACUUUCGGAAGCAUCCGGAGUGCCUAAAAGAGGAAGUUCGGUGUGUGCAUCUAGCAAGAAUCAUGGUUCUCCUCUGCACUGCGAAAGAAACCUACCCUGUUAACUUAUGAACAAGGGCACUAGUAAGUACCAAUAUAUAUUUAACAUGAAGGCCGGGAACGGGAUCAACGACGUUGUAGUUGUAGUGGAUCAACAACGUUGUAGUUGUAGUUCAACACUUUGUUCCACGUACAGUUCGCCCACCCGCCAGCCGAAACGCGUAGUCAAGAUGUCAGGCUCAAGGAUUCUCCUCGUUACAGUUUGGGUAGAAACACGUACAGCUAAAAAAGAUCCAAAAACGAGCUCUAAUUCGGAGUUUUUUCCUCCCGCUAGCAAGGUGUUUUGGCGACAAGUCUCACGGUUUGAUUACGGAAGCAGAGUGUCAAAAACUGAAAAAAGAAGGCUAUAGCGAACAUCUGAGCCAGUACUUCACGAUCAAGCUUUUGGGAGUGCUGCUAGCCGCCAACCACAAAGGCUUAAUAUCGGAUCCUGGCACCGGAAACCGAAUGACGCACAUUCUGCAAAUGCUAGACGCAAGUCAGCAGAUACGGUCAUUAGUAGCAAUGCAGUAUCCACCGACUUACACGUACUUGGUGAGCAGUACAGUGGGCAUUAGUUGUCUCCUGGAGAUCGCCUUCGCGUCGACGCGAGUGGGGCUGCAGUGGGGACAAAUGAUGUUCUGGGAGUCACUGUACUUUCUUGUUAUACAAGUAAAUAGAUUUAAGUGAUAUUAGGGAUUCAACAUCAUCCUGAAACACGAAUAUCGCUAUGAUGAUUCUUAUGACGGAAACGGUUUGGAAAUUUGAAUUUUGUGGUAAAGAAACGUCAACGGUUUUCAGUUAAUUUUUGUUCAGUCCUUCAUCGUCCAGCACGGUCAUCUUCCCGCUUACUUAUGCUUUCUCGACGCCAUGACUAAUUUCAACAUCAGGGUAACAACGUUCUUCCUGCUAGUGGCGCAGCAGGUGGUGUUGUUUGGCAUAUUGGGCGUAGCAGGGGAAAUGAUCGAUCCAUUUGGCGAAGACAUCAGGGAUUUUCCAAUCCUGGAAAUGUGCGUGGGACCACUGCAGCACAGCAUGGCGCUUGUAUCAAAAUACUUAUGGCAGAGAAUCCACUAUCGUCUACAUUUUUCCCAUUUGUCGUGCUAGAACUUCUAGAUCCAUGUAGCAGACUACUAUAUUAUAGCAGGUACUACUAGAUAGCAGGUACUACUAAAUAGCAGGUACUACUAAAUAGCAGGUACUACUAAAUAGCAGGUACUACUAAAAAAUAGCAGGUCCUUCUUUGCGGAAUUACGAACUACUAAGAAAAAAGAGUCUUCGCAUCCUUACACUCCCGCGGUUCUUCUAAUCGGAACUUGUUUCCGCGACGAUGACGAGAGCAAUUUGCUUUGGCAGCAGGAGCUAGGACCUCCCAAAGACGGGAAGCAUGGGUACAAGAUCGAAGGCCAGCAGGACGUGACGAAAAUACAUAGGUUUUCAGGGCAAAGAUAUCACGAGUCCACUAUGUUAUCACGCGAAGCCUUGUUGACAGUGAAGCCGAAAGAUUUAGGAGCGGCAAACAACCGGCAUUCCGCCACAACGUUACAGCAUCUGCAGAGGCAAAUCGCGCAUAACAAAUUGAUGGAGGAUAAGGAUACUGAAUUGUCAAGAAGGCCAAGUCUCUUGAAAUAGUGUAGUGACUUGAAAUUAUAGUGUUGACAGAGCUCCUUUGUUGCUAUUCUUUGCUCUGUAUAGUGUUGACAGAGCUCCUUUGUUGCUAUUCUUUGCUCUGUUGUUGAAAGCGAAAAUAGUGUAGUUGACAGAGCUCCUUUGUUGCUAUUCUUUGCUCUGUUGUUGAAAGCGAAGUUCGCUUUAGCAUCAAGAUGGCACCACGUCGGUCUCAUCACUUAGCGUCAACUUCCUCUCUCUCUUGCUAGAUUCAACAUGUUCUUGUAGACUCAGUUGUAGUUCUUGUACAAAUACUUUGGUCUAAUAGUUGUCCUAAACUAUGAAUGUAGCAGGAUGUAGUUGAAGUCUUACUACGCUGUUAUAACAAGGCGCACUCCCUGCUCUUCUUGGAGCAUUCGCACAGUAUGCUCCUUCGCUUUUUCUAGGAACUCUUAACGCACAGCGCAUCCUUCUUAACGCACAUUUCUCGCAAUAUUUCACUUAUCUUACGCAACCGCACAAGGAUUUUCUUACGCUUCUCACGAGAGCCGCAGAUUGAUGUCUGUCAUGGUCACAGAAAAACGCAAUCGCGAUUUAGGUCUUCCAAGAAACACAAUCAAGUUCUUUAGACGAAAAUCAAGCAAGCAC